AUGGCUCUUCAUAUUCAUGAAGCUUGCAUACUUCUGUUGGUCAUCCUUGGAUUAGUCACUUCUGCUGCCAUCAGUCAUGAAGACUAUCCUGCUGACGAAGGUGACCAGACCUCCAGUAAUGACAAUCUGAUCUUUGAUGACUAUCGAGGGAAAGGGUGUGUGGAUGACAGCGGCUUUGUAUACAAGUUGGGAGAACGAUUUUUCCCAGGGCAUUCCAACUGUCCAUGUGUCUGUGCUCUGGAUGGACCUGUUUGUGAUCAGCCAGAAUGCCCUAAAAUUCACCCAAAGUGUACUAAAGUGGAACACAAUGGAUGCUGUCCUGAGUGCAAAGAAGUGAAAAACUUUUGUGAAUAUCAUGGGAAAAAUUACAAAAUCUUGGAGGAAUUUAAGCCCUCUCCAUGUGAAUGGUGUCGCUGUGAGCCCAGCAAUGAAGUUCACUGUGUUGUAGCAGACUGCGCAGUUCCUGAGUGUGUCAACCCAGUCUAUGAACCAGAACAGUGUUGUCCUGUCUGCAAAAAUGGUCCAAACUGCUUUGCAGGAACUACAAUAAUCCCGGCUGGCAUUGAAGUGAAAGUGGAUGAAUGUAACAUCUGUCACUGUCACAACGGGGACUGGUGGAAGCCUGCUCAGUGUUCAAAACGUGAAUGCCAAGGCAAGCAGACUGUGUAG
Molecule: messenger RNA, 669 nt
Organism: Puma concolor (puma)
Lineage: Eukaryota; Metazoa; Chordata; Mammalia; Carnivora; Felidae
Gene: VWC2L
Product: von Willebrand factor C domain containing 2 like
Biological process (GO): negative regulation of BMP signaling pathway
Cellular component (GO): AMPA glutamate receptor complex
Molecular function (GO): protein binding
Source: RefSeq, a predicted model, not a curated record